CAGUGCAGGCUCACUUUGGGCUCUAAGCACUGCAGGAUCGGCUGCCGGGGUACUCUGGCUCACCUGCGUUCAUGGCUUCUCCUUGCAAAGCGGUAAUUGUUCCCGGGAACGGAGGCGUGGAUGUGGCGGCCCAUGGAUGGUAUUGCUGGGUGAAGAAGAGGCUGGAUCAGAUACCUGGUUUCCAGUGUUUGGCUAAAAACAUGCCUGACCCAAUUACAGCUCGAGAGAGCAUCUGGCUGCCCUUCAUGGAGACAGAGCUGCAUUGUGACGAGAGGACCAUCAUCAUAGGCCACAGUUCCGGGGCCAUCGCGGCCAUGAGGUAUGCAGAAACACAUCGAGUGUAUGCGAUUGUAUUAGUGUCUGCAUACACAUCAGACUUAGGGGAUGAAAAUGAGCGUGCAAGUGGCUACUUCAACCGCCCCUGGCAGUGGGAGAAGAUCAAAGCCAACUGCCCUCACAUUGUGCAGUUUGGCUCCACUGAUGAUCCUUUCCUGCCCUGGAAGGAACAACAAGAAGUGGCAGAUAGUCUGGAAGCCAAAUUUUACAAAUUCACUGACCGUGGCCACUUUCAGAACACAGAGUUUCCUGAACUGAUUGAUGUGGUAAAGUCUAUGCUGAAAGUAUCAGCACAAAAAGAAUGAUGUCUGCUAUUUUGCAUACCAGUAUAGUAGAGCAAUGAUCAGAUUAUAGGUAAUUCAUCAGAAAUGCCUAAAAAACAAACACAAGUUUCAGUGUUCAAACUAAGUUACAAAUAGCAUUUCCAUUUUCCAUAGAAUCUAUAUCUUUCCAAAUUGCUAUGAAUUAAAGCAGUAUUUUCCCUAUGAUAAGGGAUAUAAGGACAUGUUAACCAUCCAAAGUGAGUAAGACACAAAUGAAACCCAGGUUUCCUGAUUUCCAGCCCAUAUUAAAACGAAAUUAAUUAAAAGUAUGUUAUAA
This is a messenger RNA of Eptesicus fuscus (big brown bat), 936 nucleotides long. It is a transcript of the gene RBBP9, whose product is annotated as RB binding protein 9, serine hydrolase. The coding region runs from base 72 to 641 and encodes 189 amino acids. The record is from RefSeq and is a predicted model, not a curated record. Lineage: Eukaryota; Metazoa; Chordata; Mammalia; Chiroptera; Vespertilionidae. The transcript is spliced from 5 exons. Gene Ontology annotation, molecular function: hydrolase activity.